AUGAUUGUAGGGCUGUUUCGAUACAAGAGUCUGCACCAGACGGCGUUGUUUUCGCUUUACAGAUCGCUUGUACGAAAUAUCGGCAAAUUAAACAAUAUUGACAUCCUACAAGAUUCAGAGCAUAUUAAAGGUUGCAAGGAUAUUGCAAAUGAGCUAGAAAAGAUCAAAUUAGACCAAAAGCAAUACUUCUCCAAUCUACGUUUUGAAUUGCUCUACUCAAUCCGCAAUGAAUUCCAAAAACAGAAACAGGAACCGUUCAAGUUGACUUCCCAGGCGGUAGCUGAUUCCAGGUUUGUACAACAGUUUGAAAUGGGUAUACGUCUAGAUCAACUUUUGGACAAGUUCGUUCAGGAAAAGAGCAUAAUUGAGUUGUUAACAUUUGUACUUGAAUACCGACUGAGUCAGUUCAAGAAACAGAAAUGGAGAGCAGACUAUCUUCGCCGAAGAGAGGAAAUAGACAAGAAAAUUCAUCGAGAAAGAGAAGUCAACAAAAAGAAAGCCAAGUACAAACCACAACUAAAAAAACCAGUAGAUCCUCUUAAGAUAUAUCACAAACUUGACAAUAGACAGAAGCGAUUAGUUAUCGACAAUGAGCGGAGAAGAAGCAGCGUUCAUUCCAACCAUUUACUUCGUAGGUUCUUGAAGUUGAAACAAGCUUCCGGAGAGAUUCCUACGCCACAACUUCUACCAUAUACGUCUGAGAGUAAUGGCAUCAGUGCAGACUCCAUGAGCAAUGUUCAUCAUGUUCCCAAAGGAUCCACGGCAAAUGCGGCUAUACAAACUGCCUACGACAUGGAGUAUAUCAAAGCAGUAGUGAUUCCAUCUUUAGAGUUUGAUAUUAAUAAGAAACAUUUUCUCGAGAAGAUUUCGCAUACGGUUAAUGAAAAAGGGCCUAGUAAAGUCCAGGUAAGGACAACUAAUGCUGCCUUCACAACUUUGUCUUUUUUACAAUUGCCUUACCCUACUAUUCCUCAGCUUGAAAAAAUAGCUGUAGACUUUAAAAAGCUGUUGUUCGUUGCCAGAUUACAAAAUAUAUGGGAAUCUUCUCCUGGUAAAAUGAAAGAUGAGAAUCUUCUUGCUGAUGGCAGUUACAGCGUUAAGGGUAGUGGUGGAUUUGGUCCAGACGAAUGUAUCUAUCCUCGGCACCACUAUCAGCGAUUGGCCGAGGGUGAAGCCUUGUGGGAGUAUUUAAUGAACAGAAAUGAUAAGACGCCUUUAAAGGCAUAUGUAAAGGAUUGGACUAUAGCCUUAGAUAUCACAUCCAGUGAGCUAGCUUCCAAGGCAGAUGAAAUAAAGAAGAAGUAUAACGACUUACGAAGACCUAACUCAAAGUUAUAUGAAGAGAAAGAACGGAAGCAGCAACAGAUGUUCACACACUUCGAUAAGUUGUCUGUUUCAUACGGUGACUUGAUAGCUAAAUUGAACGAGAAACAGGUCCAUAAACAUUCCGAUAUCGUCAAUUUGGGAGACAAGAUAAGGAAGACAUAUGACAAGAGACUCGGAAAUCAUUCAAUGACGAGAAAGACUUACAGAGGCAUACCUAAUAUAGAAGGAGUUGGAAUGGGCAAGGCGUUAGGAGACUAUCUAGAUGAAGCAGGGUUGCCCUGCUUCAAGUGGGGCGAUGAAUUCUACGACCACUUUGAUUUUUAA
Messenger RNA from Scheffersomyces stipitis CBS 6054, 1650 nucleotides. RefSeq lists its product as uncharacterized. The record is from RefSeq and is a predicted model, not a curated record. Lineage: Eukaryota; Fungi; Ascomycota; Pichiomycetes; Serinales; Debaryomycetaceae. The coding region runs from base 1 to 1650 and encodes 549 amino acids. The transcript has a single exon.